This is a messenger RNA of Exophiala bonariae, 711 nucleotides long. RefSeq lists its product as uncharacterized. The transcript has 3 exons. Lineage: Eukaryota; Fungi; Ascomycota; Eurotiomycetes; Chaetothyriales; Herpotrichiellaceae. Gene Ontology annotation, molecular function: glyoxalase III activity. Gene Ontology annotation, cellular component: cytoplasm. The record is from RefSeq and is a predicted model, not a curated record. The coding region runs from base 1 to 711 and encodes 236 amino acids.
AUGGCUCUCCGUCCAAAGGUCUUGUUUGUAGUUACGUCGCACGAUCAACUUGGCAAUACAGGUCGAAAGACCGGAUGGUAUUUGCCAGAAGGGGCGCACCCUCAUGAAGUUCUAGCACCAUAUGCAGAUAUCAUUUGGGCUUCGCCAAAAGGCGGUAUCACCCCUCUUGACCCAAUGUCUGAUCAAGUGGACGAUGAUGAUCUCCUGACAAGGAAUUUUCUCCUCAAGAAGGAGUCUUGGAGGUCAUCAGAGAAGCUGGCGAAUUUCCUGGGUCGAGCAGACGAAUUUGAAGCGGUCUUUUAUGUUGGCGGAUGGGGUCCAAUGUUCGAUCUCGCCACUGAUUCUGGCUCGCAUCAACUCAUAAACGAGUUUUACGCCGCCGAGAAAAUUGUUAGCUCCGUUUGUCACGGCCCUGGGGCUUUGGCAAAAGUCAAGUUACCAUCAGGCAAAUACUUUCUCGAUGGUGAACCCGUGACAGGCUACUCAAAUGUGGAGGAAGGCAUGGCAGGCGUAGUCGAAGUAAUGCCGUUCAGUUUGGAAGAUGCGUUACAAACAGCAUCCGGCGGCCACUACAAAAAGGCUACGGAACCAUUAGGUGUGAACGUAGUUGUUGCGAGAGGUGGAAAGUUGAUCAACGGACAAAACCCAGCAUCAGCGGGACCAACGGCAGAAGCCAUUUUAGCUAGCCUGAAACAGUCUGGAAAGAUCUAG